Achroia grisella is the source of this 2705-nucleotide messenger RNA. RefSeq names its product sideroflexin-1-3 (gene Sfxn1-3). Gene Ontology annotation, biological process: monoatomic ion transport; serine import into mitochondrion. NCBI's taxonomy places the organism in Eukaryota, Metazoa, Arthropoda, Insecta, Lepidoptera, Pyralidae. The record is from RefSeq and is a predicted model, not a curated record. Bases 178 to 1131 code for a protein of 317 amino acids. The transcript has 9 exons. Gene Ontology annotation, molecular function: monoatomic ion transmembrane transporter activity. Gene Ontology annotation, cellular component: mitochondrial inner membrane.
UUUGUCACGGCGCAACAUUUAAACUCAGUAGACCGAUAAGCCUCAAAAGUGAACAAUUAUUAUAUUAAAAAUGGUCAUAGUGAACAUUUUACAGCUAAAAUAAAUUAUAUAUUGUAUUUAUUACAACCAAGCAGACUCUGUUUUUUUUUCAAUUUUAAAUAAUAAAGAGCAAAAAUAAUGUCGAUCGACUUAGACAAACCUCGUUAUGACCAAUCGACGUACACGGGGCGGGCCAAGCAUUUCCUACAGUUGACUAACCCACUGAAUGUUCUCGCCUCGGAUAAAGAACUGGACGAGGCAAAGAACAUUGUCACAGAGUUCAGGAAAUCUCGUAAAAUGCCACCAGGGUAUGAUGAAGAGAAACUGUGGAGGACAAAGUAUUUGUACGACAGCGCCUUUCAUCCCGACACAGGGGAGAAGAUGUUUGCUAUUGGACGGAUGUCGGCGCAAGCGCCCAUGAACACCAUCAUUACGGGAUGCAUGAUAACAUUCUACAAGACGACAGCGGCCACUGUCUUCUGGCAAUGGGUGAAUCAGACGUUCAACGCAGUCGUCAACUACACCAACAGAUCAGGAGAUGCUCCGCUAUCAAAAUCGCAGCUAUUGGCGUCGUACUGUGCGGCUUGUGGAGGCGCGUUGGGUACCGCCUUGUACCUCAAUAACAAAGUUAAGAACAUGAAACCCAUAUAUGCUCGACUGGUGCCCUUCGCAGCUGUGUGUGGCGCAAACUUCAUCAACAUCCCCAUGAUGAGAAGCAACGAGCUCAUGAACGGCACACCCCUAUUCACCCCGGACGGACAACGGCUGGGUGACUCGAAGCGGGCGGCCGCCGUGGGCAUCGGGCUAGUCUGCGUCUCCAGGGUCCUGAUGGCGGUGCCUGGCAUGACUCUAACCCCGAUGGUGACGAACUACGCUACUCGCCGUGGCAUGUUCUGCCGCUACCCGCUGGCGGUGAUCCCGUUCCAACUGUUCCUGGUGGGGCUGUGCGUGACGUUCGCCACACCGCUCUGCUGCGCACUGUUCGAACAGCGAGCCGCCAUCGGGGUUAACAGCCUCGAGGAGGACCUGCAGGAACAAGCUCAGAAGAAAUUCCCCAAAGUAAAGGAGUUCUACUUCAACAAGGGACUGUAAACUGCAGGAGGAUGGUUUUAUACGAGCUUAUAUUUGUACGUAUAGCGGAUGUCGCUUGUAUGUACCUAGAUAAUUGAUAUUAUUGAAUACAGUGUGCAACACAAUUAACUAAAAACAUAAAUUUCAAAUUUAACGUGCCUAAUUAGGUGUGGCCACAGACACUCUGUCAACCGUCAAGUCACUAUCGUUUCAUUGAACUCUGAUUGGCGGAUUUAAUUACAAUACCACAACCCUCUUUGUAAAUGGAUUAAUAACGCCAAUGGGAACAGAAAUUGUAUUAGGGCAACCUGACGGGUGACCGAGUGUCUGUUAAUACACUAAAUUAGUCUCUAGAAGUUCUGUUAAUUUUGUUGCAGACCGUACAAAUUACUGAGGUAUAUUCUAGAACAGUCACUGCCAACCGCCUCAACUAUUAAUGAUAUUAAAAUAUUUUUAUCAGCGAGGUUUAUUUACCUAUAAUUAUUUGAGUUGGUUUAUUCGAUAAAUUAAUAUAUUUUCUCUAUGAAAAGCUGCACUAUCAGUACAUGGAAUGUAUUUAAAAAAAUAUAUACAAAUUUCUAAUAAAAUUGUACCCGUGCGAAGUCGUGGCGUGUUGCUAGUAGAUUAGGUACAGAAAAAAAUCACCAAUACUGAAUACCUAGAUCUAAGUCAAUUUAUGUGACUGUAAUUUUAAAGUAUAUCUACAUAGGUUACAAAGCUAAGAAAAUAUUUACAACUCUAACAUUCCUAGUUGUUGUGGGACCGUUGUUAUAUUUGUUACGUUUUAUACAUUAUAUAUUUGUUAUAAUUUAUUUUACAUUCUUACAUUUAUAUCAAAUUAUCGUGAUGCAUUUACCUAAAAUAUUUAUAAAUCUUUUCAUGUAAAUUUAUUUUGUCUUGUUUAACAAAAAUAUUACCUACUAAUUAUUAUUAAGUUGGGUAUCUUGAGCGACUUUGAGCGAACAAAGAACAUGUCAACACGCUUUACCACGAAUUAAGUAGGUAGGUAAAGAUGCUAACCGUGCUUGCUAAUGCACUCUAAUAAAGCACUGAAAGUCAUCUUUAUAUAGUAUAAAACAAAGUCGCCGCUAUCUGUUCGCUUAUCUCUUUUUAUUAAUUACGCAACCGAUUUAAUGCAGUUUUCAGCAAAAAGUAGUCAUUCGAGAGAAAUGUUUGUAUGUAUAAACAUGCGUACCUAUUAUAGGUAGUAUAGAACAAGCCGAGAAUUUCAAAGAUUUGUAAUGCAUCCGAGCGAAGCAGGAGCCGGUCGCUAGUUUAAUAGAAAUUACCUAAGUAUUGAGAUAAUUAGAUUAAACUAAUAGUUAUCGUAUUGUUGCAAUUAUGAAAUAAUUCGAUCCAACCAUUUCGAUUCGAAUUGUAUUAACAAUGAUCGUUAUUUUUAUAUAUGUUUAUGUAAAAUUGUUAUGUCGACGACUCAUUCAACAUGGUGUUGUUGUAAUACUCUUUUAUGAUCUGAUUUUUUAGAACUUGUUGAUAUGUUAAUUUGUUAUUAGAUAAAUUUUGGUAAUUUGUUUACAAUUAUUUUACAACAAAACAUUCCAUUUUAACUUAAAUAAUAUAAUGGACUACACAAA